UGGACGGAUGCUGUUAUACCAUAAUUAUUUGCUGGAUGAUUAGCUGGCUGGCUGGCUGCUGCCGUUGGGGCGGGCUGUAUGACUACGUAAGCAUGGCUGGAUGGCUGGAUGGCUGGAUGGCUGGGCGGACGGGAUGGAUGGAUGGACGGCGGCGAUAUGGGCGAUUGGGCGAUAACAUGGGGUGCUUGCUUGCUUGCUUGUUGCUGUUUACUGCUGCUGCUGUUCUUUGUUCUUGGUGGGUGUGAAGGGAUGGCGUGGGUUAAAAUAAGGGGGUUUGUGCUUAAGCUGCUUCUUCUUCUUCUUCUUUUUGCGCAUAUUAUAACUAUGGAAGCUUUGUUUGCUGUUGCUGACGCUGCUGCGGUGGGAGAGUGGGGUGGGAUUGGAUUGGGGUUUCGUUUUGUGCUUCUUUCUUGGGUCUGGCUUUUCUCUUAUUUUUUAUUUUUUGUGGUUUGGUUUUAUUUUGGGUGUGUGUAUGAUUGAUUGAUUGAUUGUAGUAGGUAUGUAACAGUAGUAACAAUAGUGACUAGUUAGCAGUGCAGUGCAAUAGCAGUUAGUGAUUGCGGAGAGCCUCCGGCGCGGAGAUCGGCGGUACAGUAC
Molecule: messenger RNA, 597 nt
Organism: Aplosporella prunicola CBS 121167
Lineage: Eukaryota; Fungi; Ascomycota; Dothideomycetes; Botryosphaeriales; Aplosporellaceae
Exons: 1
Coding region: 109-480 (123 amino acids)
Source: RefSeq, a predicted model, not a curated record